Molecule: messenger RNA, 839 nt
Organism: Durusdinium trenchii
Lineage: Eukaryota; Dinophyceae; Suessiales; Symbiodiniaceae
Source: the annotation of a GenBank genome assembly
GCCGAAACCCAUGAGACUCGAUGAGGCUGACCAAAGGUUCCGAGUCGAGUCCUCGUGGUCACCUGGACUCGAUGAGGUUCCCACUCCGGGCCGAAUCGGUGAGGUGUCUCUGUUCCGAUUCAUGGUCUAGAAUUGGGUCCCUCUGGCUGGUGAGGUGAUUCAUUUGAGAAUGUUUGUUACUGGUCUCCACCCAGUAACAGUCCAAGUCCAAACAUGUCCAAACAUAGUCAUCACACUCUAUUGAUCGUUCCUCUUUUGGUAGGGAUCCCCGUGCUGGGAGCCGGCAUGAAAUCCUGAGUGAGUGAGUGACUUUCACCCAGGGCCCAGGGCCAAACAGGACCCCAAGGGCCCCGGGAUACCCAUCUUCGGCACUCGGCAGACUCACAACGAGGAGCUCUUUAAGCUGCUUGGUCUCAGAAUGAGAAAAAGCUGAGAGAAAACAUUAAGAUACAUUAAGAUACACAUGAAAGGUGGUCAAAAGUACAUGGGGGACAGGCUAGGGACAGGUGCACGAAAUCAUGCCAAAGCUCACAGGUGCUUGUUGCUCCCAACUCGUUUUGGGAUCAUCAUCUACUCAAGCCUAGCAAGGAUGUUUCACCGGUCCCGUGGAUGUUGGUCACUGAGGUCCAUCAGCCGAAUGGUCGCGAAGAACGUGGACGACUUUCAGAAAGAGGAAUUGCAGGAGUUGUUCCAGGCCUAUGAGGCGCUCGGGGCUUCGAAGAGUGAGAUCAAAAAAGCCAUGAACCAGGAAAGUGGAAGUCGUUUCAGCUCGAUGAUGUUCGUCAUGAUUGUUAUUCUGAUUGCAUUAACUUUAAUUGUUUGGCGAAUCUAACCCAAAA